This is a messenger RNA of Kluyveromyces marxianus DMKU3-1042, 483 nucleotides long. RefSeq lists its product as uncharacterized. Lineage: Eukaryota; Fungi; Ascomycota; Saccharomycetes; Saccharomycetales; Saccharomycetaceae. Bases 1 to 483 code for a protein of 160 amino acids. The record is from RefSeq and is a predicted model, not a curated record. The transcript has a single exon.
AUGACUGUUCCGGAGAACGUACUGACGACGCAUAAAAGAACGAUAGAUGGAUGUUCAUUAUUCAAUAUAAUACCGCGAGAUAUUGCGAGGGCGUGGGAACCGCAGCAUAAAUUAUGGGAGGGAAAGCUGAUAGUGGAAGAGCUAACGUAUUUGGACGGUAGUAGCUAUUCGAUGGUGAGUAGGCCGUCUUUAUAUCGAUUUCAGUUCUUAUCUGAGAAGGAAGUGGUUGGAGUUGAUAGGGAGGAGGCUGGCGAGGGUCGACUGUUCUGUGAGACUCAGGUUAUCAAUAAUCUGGAGGAGCUACAGACGGUACUGAAAAGGACGGAGAAAUGGUUUCAGGUUGCGAUGCUAUGUGAAGGUCAACAGCGAUAUCAGAUUGCGCUGGAGCUACGCAUACAAGACACAUAUCAGAAACAGCUGUUCGAGGACAUCCUGCUGAGGAUACAAGACGAAUACGAGUUUUUCGACGAGAUGCAGUAUUAA